Solanum lycopersicum (tomato) is the source of this 1166-nucleotide messenger RNA. RefSeq names its product ras-related protein RABE1a. Gene Ontology annotation, biological process: protein secretion; regulation of exocytosis. Lineage: Eukaryota; Viridiplantae; Streptophyta; Magnoliopsida; Solanales; Solanaceae. The record is from RefSeq and is a predicted model, not a curated record. Gene Ontology annotation, molecular function: GTPase activity; GTP binding. Gene Ontology annotation, cellular component: plasma membrane; intracellular membrane-bounded organelle.
AUAAAAAUCAACGGCCGACCGGUGCCGACGUGACUAACGUUGCAAGGACGCUUUCCCUCCUAUAAUAUUUAUUUAUUUACAGUCUCUCUAUUUAUUAGAUCUCAAACAUAUUUUCAUAUCUUUCUCUCUCUUUCAUUUUUCAUUUUUCUCCGAUCUCGGGUUGGAGUUUCCCUUCAUCAUUUUCUGAGAAAUAAUUUCUAAUGGCCGCUCCACCCGCUAGAGCUCGAGCUGAUUACGAUUACCUCAUCAAACUCCUUUUGAUCGGCGACAGCGGUGUGGGUAAGAGUUGCCUUCUUUUACGUUUCUCAGAUGGCUCCUUUACGACCAGUUUUAUCACAACUAUUGGUAUUGACUUCAAGAUAAGGACCAUAGAGCUUGACAGUAAGCGCAUCAAACUGCAAAUCUGGGAUACUGCUGGUCAGGAGCGAUUCCGAACAAUUACAACUGCUUACUACCGUGGAGCCAUGGGUAUAUUGCUGGUGUAUGAUGUAACUGAUGAGUCAUCUUUUAACAACAUCAGGAACUGGAUAAGAAACAUUGAACAGCAUGCCUCCGACAAUGUCAACAAAAUACUGGUCGGCAACAAGGCUGACAUGGAUGAAAGCAAAAGGGCUGUUCCUACAUCCAAGGGCCAAGCACUUGCUGAUGAAUAUGGCAUUAAAUUCUUUGAAACUAGUGCCAAGACAAAUAUGAAUGUUGAGGAGGUUUUCUUUUCCAUAGCUCGGGAUAUAAAACAAAGGCUUGCCGAAUCUGACUCAAAGGCUGAGCCUCAGACCAUCAGGAUAAAUCAACCGGACCAGGGAGCAGGAUCUUCACAAGGCGCUCAAAAAUCAGCUUGCUGUGGUUCUUAAAAUAUCGAUUAACAGCAAAUGAAGCCAGGAUGAUGGGAAAUACAUCCUUAAAAUGACCAUUUUAGUGGAAGGGCUGAAACUAAUAUCUUUUUUUUAUUAUUAUAACAUUCUUAUUGUAUUUCUCUCUUUACAGCUCUUCUCUUCCAAUAUCUAUUUGUAUUUGGUGGCAGCUCUUAGUAUUUGCAAAAAAAAUUAUCAGUAUAUUUGCUCACCACUUUUUUGACUUAUAUAAAUGAAGGGACAAACCUGCCUUCUAAUGUUCUUGUACAAACUUUUGGAGGGGUUUUUGUGUGGGCAUUUGCAUUUUAAUAUUGU